AUGGACCCUCCCAAGGCCUCUACGACGGAAACUGAAGUCAAGACUUAUCCUUUCGACGACGGCGGUAGCGAUGAAGAAGAUGAGAAACCUACGAAGGCAAAAUUGAAACCCUCGAAUAAGGGCUCAGGAUUGUUCGCAGUUUUGCCUCCACCGAGCCAAACCGUUUUCGAGAAUAAUAAGCCCAAGAAGCCGGCAACGUCACUUGUCCCGCAAUCAGUUCUCAGACCUCGACCUCCCGCUCCGAAACCAGGGAAGCCUAAGGCAUUGCCAGUGCAAGAUUCACGCGAAGACUCUGACGACGAGGUUGAAUGUGUUGAAGAGGAGGACUUUUUCGGCUUCAACGCAAAGGAUCCGAUUCCAAUCAUACCGAUUUUACCCACCGAGACUCUCUUAGUCGAUUCGUGUGAAAGGGUUCGAGAAGCGGAAAUUGAACUAGAGGAACCCGACGUAAUACCGGACGGGGUUGUCCAUGCGGAACAGAACACUGGUGAUGUGCUGCCGUCCGGCUCCAAUCUUCUGGAAGAUGAGGAUGCAUUACUGAAGCUGCAAGGAAAACGCGGGAUGAUGAAGGAGAGUAUCGACCUGAUCGAAGUCAAUGCCGAAAGCCAUCUUCCGAGUUCGCAAGAUUGGAUGACGAAACAGUUAUCCUUGGAGCAGCCGUAUCAACCUCCUCCGGAGAAGAAAUCUGCGAACAUGCCGGGUCGACACAAACAUCAAAUCACCUUCCUUGCGCAACAGGCGAAAGAAAGGGAGCUAGAACUGAAGAACCAGUGGUCGCAAAAUCGAUUCACACGGCGGCAGACGCAGUCCAAGUAUGGGUUCUAG
This is a messenger RNA of Notodromas monacha, 825 nucleotides long. Lineage: Eukaryota; Metazoa; Arthropoda; Ostracoda; Podocopida; Cyprididae. The record is from the annotation of a GenBank genome assembly.